This is a messenger RNA of Fonsecaea multimorphosa CBS 102226, 3111 nucleotides long. RefSeq lists its product as uncharacterized. Lineage: Eukaryota; Fungi; Ascomycota; Eurotiomycetes; Chaetothyriales; Herpotrichiellaceae. The transcript has a single exon. Bases 1 to 3111 code for a protein of 1036 amino acids. The record is from RefSeq and is a predicted model, not a curated record.
AUGGCAGGGCCAUCUCUACCUCCAGACAUGGUCCUCACCUACAAGCAGUACAAGCAUGACACCGAGAUCGUGGCGGGAUGGCUUGCUGAGAAGUCCGCUGCAGCCGGCUACAAGUCAGAAACCGUCCCUGCUUUACGUGACAAACAACCCAAGCUGGGUGCAAAAGCUCGCAGAGUGCCUCGAAGCGCCGCCGAAAAGGCUCAACGGUCAAAAGCGCCCAAGCCCAUGUACAUCGUGAAGACUGUCGAGUUGGUCGAGAUGGCCAAGUGCAUCGCCAAAGCGCGGCCAAAGGUCCUCCUCAGUCGAGCCAUGCAGACGGUCUGGGAACACACUAUUCGAGCCAGGCGGGAAUUUUCUCAGUGGUUUAGGAGCAAAGCUGCCACCGAUAUCAUCGUCGAUGAAAAGCACUCACACUUCGCUUCUCUCCUUGAACUUGCUCUCGAAACCCUUAGGCCCUGCUAUGAACCAGUGAAGAAGGAGUCCAGAUCCGCCUCUCGGAAGAAAGACACCGACAAAACAACACCUCUCCGCACGGUCACCAACAUCUUUCAGCAUCUUGAAGUUGAGGACGUCCUUUCCGAGGAAGAGCUGGAUCAAGAAGGCACGACUGUGGUCAUGGGUCCCCAAACCAAGGCCGAGGGUCCACGUGCUCGCAUUGACUUUGAUGAGACGGAGGCUGAGUCCGAAUUCCUGUUCGGCAUCUGGUCUUUCAUGCAGGAGGUUUUUGCUGUACGAAUCUUCGUUGCAACUACCUGGAGACUUUACGCUCUCGGAAACAUCGAAUUGAUGCAGGCUGCCAGUGUCACCAAUCUAGCUGUCGACCUGGUUCGAAGAGCUGAAGCCGACCUUGAAGCCAGCCUACAGCGCCCGUCAGCAUACCCCGCGGCGAAAUACCCAACCGGCUCCUUACCCCUUCUCAUCUUCAAACUCCAUUUACCGCCCUCACACCAAUGCACAGUACCUUGUGAUCCUGACCUGCCCAUGGUGGUUAUCAUCUGUGGUUGCAAGAUUUGUAAUGUUCUUCUCUACAUACCCUGGGUUAUGGCCAAGUCGUACAUUCACAUACUCAAAGAGAACCCACCAACAUUCCCGAGCUCGAACAAUGAUUUUCGCGUCCAAGUGCCGCCCUUUCCAGAGUGCAGCAUUCGUGGUGCGGAAUUCUAUCAUGCGCAGAACCCCAGCCAAAAGGCGCAGACAGAGUUGUCCGAGAUCUUGCCAAACUUCUCCCUGCUUUCACUGAUGCUCCGGGGGAAGUUCAUUGAAGAUGAGAUAUUGCACGCGGCCAGACAUAUCCUUGAGAACCACAACGUCCCAAUUUGGGUCAGCUUGGCACUGCAAAUUCAGCUUGACAUUCAGAGAAUUGGCGAGAUCAAGACUAUCCACGCUUUUGCGGAUCUGAAACGAGCCUACGAAGUGACUAAGUUUCGAGCUGAGGAACAUCAAAAGUGGCAUGCAUCGCUCGAGUUUGAAAUAUGGGACAAGUCAUGGCACAACCACGUUCGCACGUUGGUCGAGGACUUUGGCGAAUGGAUCAACGGUAAGACUUGUGGCAAGUCGGACGGUGAAGAGGUGCUGCACUGGGUCGGCGCUGGAUUCGAUAUCAAAGACGCUGUGAGAGCGAGUGGGAGGGUUCCAUUGCUGGAGGACUUCCCUGUCACCUGCGGCACGUUGAAAACGGAGCUUCAGCUGGAGUGGCACACUUUGGGCUUGAAGCUCGUCAACCGAACAGCCCACGUCCCUAUGCUCUGUCACCUUUAUAACGCUCUGCGUAUCGUGGAUUCCAAGUCGCCCGUCUGGCCGGACAUGGAACUUCUCAUCCGCAACCAGAACCCAGGAAAAAUCUUCGUUGGUGGUCGCCCUGGAACGCUCGUUCAAGCGCGUAACAGGUUUAUGCUCAGCGUUGGAGUGUCCGCGGCAAGCUUGGCAAAAGAUGCCCGCGGGAUCCGAUUCAGAAAGGACAACCCUGGAUUACGAGAAUAUGAACAGUCACCGAUUGCGAAGAACCUUUUCGAUCGUUGGCUGGGUCAGGAGACGCGGAAGAUCGACGAAGUUGCGUACCAGCUGCAGGAACUUCUUUUUAGUCGCAAGUACCGACAGGAUCUUGAGCGCAAUCUCUAUGUGACGACCUCCUCCCCAGUACAAAAGAACCCUCACAGAACUCUUCCACUACUGCAGACCAAGAUGGUGCGCACUCUGGCUAGGCUGUCUGAAGGUUUCGCGGCCGAGAUGCCGGCGAUCAUUUUUGACUUUUUCUCCAUGGAGCGACGAUGCUUUGCCAUGUUUGUACGUCUUAUGCAAGAUUACCAGGCGGCGACAGAAGGCAGUCGGCGCUCGACCAGCCUGGCCCGCAACCCCGCUGCCCACCCUAUUGAAAUCACAUUCAAACUUUUCAAUGACUCUGUGAACUCUGAGGAGAUGGUGCACUGUCUUGCUUCAAAAAACCGGGCCGACAGCAGAGUCCACGGACCGGCAAUGGCGAAGUACAUGAAGUCGUUGAUGCCCCAGCUCCAGGACGAAAAUAGCCAGGCUUAUUUCAAAGAGGCCUUGACACUCGUCCGCAACGGGCGCGUAGGCGAUGUAUUUGGAGAAUACGCAGAUCUAUCUGAAUACGCGACAGCAUCGAGGCUUUUCAAACCAGUCCGUAAACAGAUCGAGAGCGUCGUCAAGGAGCAAAAAGGGGAUGCAGAACUUGUAAAAUUGCGGAGACAGGUGGGAGACAAGGACUAUGGGAUUUUUCUGUUUUGCCGUCCAAGUCUGGAGGCAUUAUACGGCUCUGGGAAAGAGCAAUGCUGGGAGGACAUUGUGGUUUCGGAGAGUGUGAUCAAAGAAGCAAUGCCGCGCACCGCCGACAACCCGCGGGUGUGCUUGGCUACCUUACUAUUUCUUCAUCGGGAGAAGAUCAUGUGCGGGACGGGUGAAGAUUCUUACGAGAAGAGCGGUCUGCGGUCUAACGAUGUCAAAGAUCUCGAACGGGAGAUUCGAGAAAAGUGGUUCAGUGGAAAGCCGAGUACAUGGGGGGAUGCGGCUCAGAGGGACAAAGAAGACUGGGAGAAAUGGGAAGGGAUCUAUGGGAGGGAAGGUCGACUGGCUUCUCAGCGGAGAAAAAAGUGA